This is a messenger RNA of Nomascus leucogenys (northern white-cheeked gibbon), 2040 nucleotides long. RefSeq names its product keratin, type II cytoskeletal 3-like. Gene Ontology annotation, cellular component: keratin filament. Gene Ontology annotation, molecular function: structural constituent of skin epidermis. Lineage: Eukaryota; Metazoa; Chordata; Mammalia; Primates; Hylobatidae. Gene Ontology annotation, biological process: keratinization; intermediate filament organization. The record is from RefSeq and is a predicted model, not a curated record.
AUGAGUCGCCAGAUAAGCUACAGCCAGCAGCCCUGCAGGUCUUCUGGUGGGUCCUACUGCCAGGCCUUCAGCAGCCACUCAGCAGUGGUGUCAGGCCACAGCUGGAUCAGCUCCAUCAUGUCCUCCUUUUCCUCCAGCUCAGGAAGGGCUGGUGGUGGUGGGUCUGCUGCCUGUGCCAUGAUGGGGGGAGGUUUCUGCAGCCAGAGUCUCCAUGGCCUUGGGGGGAAGAAGACGAUCCCUAUCAGUGUGGCUGGAGGUGGCACCUGGGCUGGUGGGUUCAGGGGGGCUGGUGGGUUCAGUGGGGCUUGUGGGUUCUGGGGGCCUGGUGGGGGAUGUUUUGGAGGCAGCGGUUUUGGAGGUGGUGGAAGAGGGAUGGGUGGAAGCUUUGGUGGAAGAGCUGGGGGCUUUGGUGGAGGAAUUGGAGGCUUCAGAGGAGGAGCCAGGGGUUUCUGCAGAGGAGCUGGUGGCUUUGGUGGCCCUAGUGGCUUUGGUGGCUCUGGAAGCUUUGGUGGUCCUGGUGGCUUUGGUGGUCUCAGUGACCUCAGUGAUCUAGGUGGCUUCCUGGGUGGAAUCCAGGAAGUGACUGUCAACCAGAGCCUUCUGCAGCCCCUCCAGGUGGAGACUGACCUUAAGUUUGGGCAGGUAAAGGCCCAGAAGCGGGAGCAGAUCAAGACCCUCAACAACGUUUGCCUCCUUCAUCAACAGUCUGAGGAAGGAGUUGUGGGUUCACCCAAUAUGUCAAGCUAUCUGUGGCAUCUCAGCAGUAGUGGGCCUGCUUACAGCAGCAACAGGUAUGAAGAUGAGGUCAACAAGUGCACAGCUGCAGAGAAUGACUUUGUGGUCCUGAAGAAGGAUGUCGAUGCUGCCCACAUGACCAAAGUGGAGCUGGAGGCCAAGGCGGAGAGGAUGACAGGCGAGAUGAACUUCCUGAAAGCCCUCUAUGAUGCCGGAAACACCAGCGACACGUCUGUGGUUCUUUCCACGGACAACAACUGCUGCCUGGACCUGGACAGCAUCAUUGCCAAGGUCUGCGCCCAGUACGAGGAGAUUGCCCAGAGGAACAAGGCCGAGGCUGAGGCCCUGUACCAGACCAAGCUGGGGGAGCAGCAGACCACGGCCAGCAGGCACGGGGAUGACCUGAGGAACACCAAGAGUGAGAUCAUGGAGCUCAACAGGAUGAUCCAGAGGCUGUGGGUGGAGAUCGAGAGCAUCAAGAAGCAGAACGCCAAGCUGCAGACGACCAUCGCUGAUGCAGAGCAGCGCUGGGAGGUGGCCCUCAAGGACACCAAUGCCAAGCUUCAGGACAAGAAGUCUGGACUGCAGCAGGCCAAAGAGGACCUGGCCCUGCUGCUUUGUGUGUACCAGGCGCUGAUGAAUGUCAAGCUGGCCCUGGACGUGGAGAUCGCCACCUACUGGACCCUCCCGGAGGGCGAGGAGUGCAGGGUGUCUGGGAGGUGCCAGAGUUCCCUGAGCCUCGCCUGUCCUCCCCAUCCCUUGCCGGAUCUUGGCGGGGCGUCGCCCCGGGGAAGAUCUGCGGCUCGGGACUGUGGGAGGGGCUGGCGUGCGGGGCGGACACUGCCAGGCUCCCUGAACCCGACCCUCUUUGCAGAGAUGGUCCACAGCAUCACUGACGGCGGCUGCAGCCUGGGUGGAGCAGCAGGAGCCGGGGCCCGCGGAGGUAGCGGGGGCCGCAGCGGCUGGGGCUUGGGCGGGAGCUCCGCGGUGCUCGGGGGCUUUUGUGGCUCCGGGACUCCUGCGCGGUCAGCCGGGGUGGCGGCGGCGGCAGCCGCAGUGACGCCAGAGUCUCACAAAGCUCCUCCCAGAGCCGGCGGUCCCGCCCCAAAUUCUGAACCCAGCGCCAGGGGCGUCCUCGGACCCCAGGCCCCUUCGCUCUCCGGGACGCCCCGCUCUGAGCUCCCGCGCACCCCCGCGGGGCCCCUUUCCUCCGCUGCUUCUGACCUGUGCGCCGGAGCCCCACCUUCCCAGACGGCUGGCAUCGCAGCACCCCGAAAGUUGCCGGGAAGGAUGAGUGGGCAGUAA